Messenger RNA from Amphibalanus amphitrite, 1281 nucleotides. RefSeq names its product tRNA (guanine-N(7)-)-methyltransferase-like. The record is from RefSeq and is a predicted model, not a curated record. The coding region runs from base 249 to 1070 and encodes 273 amino acids. Gene Ontology annotation, molecular function: tRNA (guanine(46)-N7)-methyltransferase activity. The transcript has 7 exons. Gene Ontology annotation, cellular component: tRNA methyltransferase complex. Lineage: Eukaryota; Metazoa; Arthropoda; Thecostraca; Balanomorpha; Balanidae. Gene Ontology annotation, biological process: RNA (guanine-N7)-methylation; tRNA methylation.
GGCCUUAGUCUUACUAACUAGGUACUGGAUAAAAUCAGCUGGCGACGCACGAUAGCUAUGUUAUUUAUUGAUAUAAAUAAGGUAGGAGAUUGACAGGAACAUGAACACGUAAAAUGGCACUCGUAGAAAAUUAAAGGAUAUUUAGUUAUUUGUAUCUGGCAUUGAUAUAUAACAAGCUCUGGUAGUGCCACCAUACUGUGUCAGCUGGCGAGUUUUCCAGAAAAUAGUAUGGCCCGUUCUGCCCUGAAAUGGCUGCCCUCCCACAGAAACGUUUCUACAGACAAAGGGCUCACUCGAACCCAAUAGCUGACCACUGCUUUGACUAUCCAGUGUCUCCAGAUGCCAUGGACUGGUCGCCAUACUUUCCACACUAUUUUGGCAAGGACUGCACUGCCAGUGACCAGGCGGAAAAGCAACAACAUCUGGUGCGGUUCGCCGACAUUGGGUGUGGAUAUGGCGGACUGCUAGUUCGGCUGUCGACCAUGUUUCCCGAGGUGCUGAUGCUGGGGAUGGAGAUCCGCGUCAAAGUGUCCGACUACGUCUCAGACCGGAUCACGGCUCUGCGGGCCCAGCACCCGGGCCAGUACCAGAACGUGGCCUGCCUCCGCUCCAACGCCAUGAAGUACCUCCCCAACUUCUUCAGAAAGGGACAGCUGACCAAGAUGUUCUUCCUGUUCCCCGAUCCACACUUCAAGAAGGCCAAGCACAAGUGGCGCAUCAUCAGCCCGACUCUACUCAGUGAAUACGCCUACGCUCUGCAGGAAGGGGGUAUGGUGUACACUGUGACGGACGUCAAGGACCUGCACGAGUGGAUGGCCAAGCACCUGGAGGAGCACCCCCUCUUCCAGAGGAUUGCUGACGAGGAACUGCCCUGGCACGCGCUCCACUGGCACGUCUGCAGCGCACGGGCUGGCUGCGCGAUGGGACCAAAGCUCUGCGCGGUCUCUGCGGUCGGCACAAGAUCCGCAGAUCUCACCUGUGGUCUGCGACGCCUCCCGCCACCAGAUGCCGAUGGACCUUCAAGAUCGACCUCUUCAGCCGCACCGACCGUGAGCUACCACCACACGUAGUGAACGCCAUGUUUGAGGAGGUCCUGGCCGACACCAGCAGUGAGCUCCCACAGCCCCUCGUCGUCCUGGCCACUGACGGUUCUGUCACCACAAGCGCCCCAAGAUCGGGAUGGGGGUGUGUGAUGAGGGAGUCAGACGGCAGCCUGCAGACCCACCGUGGAGGCUGUAACCUUCGCCUCUCUAGCAUGAGGGCUGAGCUGGAGGCCAUCUU